AAUAAUUCUACUGGAUCGUGGCUUUAAUUACAGCCACCGCAUUUGUAAGAGGAAAAAUAUAUUUUCAAUUAAAAAAGUGUUGCGUCCCUUAUAUGUCACAAUGAAGUGGAUUUCAUUGUUGUGUUUAAAAUUGUGGAUUAUUAAAAGUUCAGUUCAAACGGAUUCAAAUUUCACUUUUACGUAUGAUAUGGCAAUGCAGUGCAAAGAGCAUAUCUGCCAACACGGCUACAACUACGAGAUGUUCUACUUCGUGGACUACGCUGACCGGAAAGAUAUGCGUUCAGAUCCUAGUAUUGUAUUCGAAAUGCAUAUUGCGAUACUAGCGGCUAGUAACGGGCAUAUUCUUUUGUCUACUGUCCCUAAACCUGAUGCAACGGAUCCUGUGUAUGAGAUCGUUGUCGGUGGUGGAGCAAAUAAAUUUACGGAGCUGAGAGGAAAUUUGAAAAGAAAUGCAAGAGCUUCCGCGAAGACUGUUGGCAUUUUGUCUACAGUUAACUUCAGGGCGUUUUAUAUAAAAAUAACGGAAGAUGGUCUAAUUGAAUUUGGGCGAGAAGGUGAAAUAUUACCAAUAAUAUCUUAUCAAGAUAUGAACCCACUGACUGUUCGAUACUUUAGUUUCGCUGCUUGGAACGGUGUUGAGGCUAAAUUUCUUUUUGACUGCCCAAUACCUUUGACCAAUGGUUCUAGUGUCACGCCCAGUUCUCAAGCAGUUGAACCAAAACUAUCCAACUCGGAUAGACUAAUGCGAACUCUGCUAUUAAACAAAGAUCCAUAUCAACCGCCCAGACCAAAAUUCACUGUAAACAUUGGAGUAAAAGUAACAGGCAUAACUUAUGAUGCAUUUGAAUCUAAAUUGAGCACGGCUGUGUCUAUCGUUCGGAAAUGGACGGAUGACAGUAUGGCUUGGAAUCCAAGUAAAUUCAACGGAACGACAUAUCUUACGUUUCGACAGGGGCAGAUAUGGACUCCUACUUUAACAGUUUUUAACUCUGAUUCGAUCAGCAUGUUAGCUCCUAAAAACCAAGAAUUGAUAACUAUGGUGAACAGCGGUGAAGCGACCCUCCAUAUGCAGACAACGAUCCAGACUUGGUGUUUUGAUUACGAUAACACGAUAACGAAAUGGCCACGUGAUGAGUACUUGUGUACUAUAGUUUUGGAACCUUGGGAACUUCAUGAUCAGAUCGUUCUAAGGCAAUUAGAUCCUAACAGUGAUGCGAUGAAAGCGUUUACAGUGAUUGAUGAAGUUGUACAAAAUGCUUGGGAUGUAAAUACUCACCAGUACGUUGUAAAUUCAUCAUCUUGGAACCAAAUUUAUACCUUCGAUGAUAAUACUACUCACCUCAAUGACAGAUACGUCAUAAACGUCAGCUUGAAACGAAGAGCCACUGCAUAUAAUAUUGUUUUCUAUACGCCUUUAUUAGUACUCAUGACGUUUGUUUUAUUAUCAUUCUGGAGCGAGCGAUUAAAUAUGAAGAGGGUUUGGUUCUAUGGAUGUUGCACUGUUGUUAUUUGCAUGGGCUUAUGCAACAUUGAUUUCUUGGUACCAAGCCACACUGUGCCUACUAUUAUGAUUUUAUAUGUUACUGUUUUGGGAGGGGUAUUAUUAGCACUGUUAGUGCACGUAGCGCUGAUGACGUCAUUAGCCAAACGACUAUGUAAGACAACCUUUAUCCAGAAUAAUUUGACCUCACAGUGGUUCAGAGCCUUAUUCUGCUUGCCACCUUUAAAGGUAUGUCAAAUAUAUGAAACUGUGGACGAAUGUUAUACUAGGCAAGAUGAUGACGACUCAGGUGUGGUAGCACCAAGAAACGGUAGCAUAGAAGAGAUGCAGAGUGACAAUAAAGAAUACAGCGAAUCCAUGGAGGUUGCAGAAGCUAUAGACAAGUUGAUGUUUUUUAUAUACUCUGUAUCAUUUGCUAUAAUGCUAGCGUUACACUUCUGAACAUAAAUCGAAUAUAAUGUGUAUGAGUAA
Nymphalis io (European peacock) is the source of this 1972-nucleotide messenger RNA. Its product is annotated as acetylcholine receptor subunit beta-like 2. Gene Ontology annotation, molecular function: extracellular ligand-gated monoatomic ion channel activity; transmembrane signaling receptor activity; neurotransmitter receptor activity. Bases 101 to 1942 code for a protein of 613 amino acids. The record is from RefSeq and is a predicted model, not a curated record. The transcript has 12 exons. Gene Ontology annotation, cellular component: synapse; neuron projection; membrane. Gene Ontology annotation, biological process: signal transduction; monoatomic ion transmembrane transport; chemical synaptic transmission. NCBI's taxonomy places the organism in Eukaryota, Metazoa, Arthropoda, Insecta, Lepidoptera, Nymphalidae.